CUUGAACUAACUAAGAAACUACAAGAGCUAUGAACGGCCUUACCUCCUUUUUCACACCCUUCUCCUUAAUGUUUCUCUUUGUUCUAUGCAUAUCAUUUACGACAAAAACCGAAGCUGGACUCAGAAACGGUGAUGGGAUUUACAUUGUCUACAUGGGAUCAGCUUCCUCUGCUGCAAACGCUUAUAGAGCUCAAAUACUCAUAAACACCAUGUUUAAGAGGAGAGCUAAUGAUAUCGUCCACACAUAUAAACAUGGGUUCACUGGCUUUGCUGCUCGUUUGACAGCUGAAGAGGCCAAACUCAUUUCCAAGAAACCAGGAGUUGUGUCUGUUUUUCCUGAUCCAAACUACCAGCUUCACACAACUCAUUCAUGGGACUUUCUCAAGUACCAAACAUCAGUAAAGAUUGAUUCUGGUCCACCUUCAUCAGCAGCUUCAGAUGGAUCAUAUGAUAGCAUUAUUGGCAUUCUGGACACAGGAAUAUGGCCAGAAUCAGAGAGUUUUAAUGACAAAGACAUGGGUCCAAUUCCAUCUAGGUGGAAAGGUACAUGCAUGGAAGCAAAGGACUUCAACUCUUCUAACUGUAACAGAAAGAUAAUAGGAGCAAGAUUCUACAAAAGUCCUGAUGAUGAUUCAGAAUACUUCACCACAAGAGAUGUGAUCGGUCACGGUACUCACACAUCCUCCACUGCAGCUGGAUCAGCCGUGGAGAACGCAUCCUACUACGGUGUAGCCUCAGGAACCGCUAAGGGAGGUUCACCAAACGCUAGGAUAGCUAUGUACAAAGUAUGCAAUCCAGGUGGAUGCACUGGCUCCUCUAUCUUAGCUGCUUUCGACGAUGCAAUUGCGGAUGGAGUUGAUGUUCUAUCGCUCUCUCUUGGAGCUCCAUCUUAUGCUCGGAUAGAGUUGAACACUGAUCCUAUAGCCAUUGGAGCUUUUCAUGCAGUGGAGCAAGGGAUCCUUGUGGUGUGCUCUGCGGGUAAUGAUGGACCUAAUGGUGGUACUGUUGUCAAUACUGCACCUUGGAUAAUGACUGUUGCAGCUAAUACUAUUGACAGAGACUUAGAGUCUGAUGUUGUGCUUGGAGGCAGUAAAAUAAUCAAGGGAGAAGGCAUUCACUUUGGGAAUGUUAGUAAGUCUCCUAUAUAUCCUCUGAUUCAUGGCAAAUCUGCAAAAAGCACUGAUGCUUCUGAAAGUUCAGCCAGGACAUGUGACUAUGGUUCUCUAGAUCAAGAGAAGGUGAAAGGGAAGAUUGUGUUAUGCGAGAACGUUGAUGGAUCAUCUUAUGCAUCAAGCGCUAGGGAUGAAGUGAAGAGCAAAGGAGGCAUCGGUUGCAUCUUUGUAGAUGAUAAAACAAGAGCAGUUGCUAGUGCUUAUGGCACUUUUCCUACGACUGUAAUUGACUCAAAGGAAGCAGCUGAGAUCUUCUCCUAUCUCAACUCCACCAAAGAUCCUGUAGCAACGAUUCUUCCCACUUUAACAGUUGAGAAGUUCACACCUGCACCUUCUGUUGCUUAUUUCUCUUCCAGAGGUCCUUCAAGCAUCACAAGAAACAUUCUCAAGCCUGACAUAACAGCACCAGGAGUGGCCAUACUCGCUGCAUGGACAGGACAGGACACAAGUAUUUCACUGGAAGGCAAGCCGCCUUCUCAGUUUAACGUCAUAUCAGGAACCUCCAUGGCGGCUCCUCAUGUUACAGCUGUUGCAUCUCUGAUCAAAUCACUGCAUCCCACAUGGGGUCCAUCUGCCAUCAGAUCAGCAAUUAUGACAACAGCGACUCAAACGAACAAUGACAAAGGUCUUAUAACAACAGAAACUGGUGCAACAGCCACACCUUAUGACACUGGAGCAGGAGAGCUGAGCACAACAGCAUCAAUGCAACCAGGACUUGUUUACGAGACUACUGCUACUGACUACUUGAACUUCCUCUGUUACUAUGGUUACAACAUAAGCACAAUCAAGACAAUAUCAAAAGAGGUUCCAGCAAAUUUCACUUGUCCUGCAGAUUCCAAACUAGACUUGAUCUCAACCAUCAAUUAUCCAUCAAUUGGAAUCUCUGGAUACAAGGGGAAUGAGAACAAGACAGUGAGCAGGACAGUGACUAAUGUUGGUGGAGACGGUGUGGCUGUUUACACAGUCAGCGUGGAGACACCACCAGGGUUUAAUAUUCAAGUGACGCCAGAGAAACUCCAGUUUACAAAAGAUGGUGAGAAGUUGACAUACCAGGUGACAGUCUCUGCUGCUGGUGCUGGUGCUUCACUUAAGCAAGAUGUAUUUGGGGCUCUUACUUGGUCUACUGCAAAGUACAGGGUCAGAAGUCCAAUUGUAAUUAGUAGCGAGACUAGUACCACAAACUGAGUAAUGGUAUAAAGCUAAGUUCAGUAAUGAUGGAUGUGGAAAUAAUAAAACUUUAACUUAGAGCAAAAUAAAACUACAUCUUUUCCUCAACAAUGAAAUAAUGAACGC
This is a messenger RNA of Eruca vesicaria subsp. sativa (arugula), 2465 nucleotides long. The record is from the annotation of a GenBank genome assembly. Lineage: Eukaryota; Viridiplantae; Streptophyta; Magnoliopsida; Brassicales; Brassicaceae.